GGAUAGGAUCAGGAAUUCUGGAUUGGCGCAUGUCUUUGAUCCAAGCUGUGAAGAUUGGUCUGAAUGAUUAGAAUAAUAAUAUAAGUGACUUGUAAAGUUUGGAUCUGUGUCGUAACAGUGAUCGGUGAAGAAGAAGCACUCGCAUUAUUAGUAGCAUAAGUAUAUAUAAUAAUCCAAGUAGGUUUUCACAUUCCAAUUCGUCCUGCGUUGAGUGUUGACUUCACUGAUACUCGCUGGAAUUGGGAAAUGGGGUCUGCCAUAAUUCGCAGGAGCAUCACCCGCUACCUCAACCACCCUUCUCUUCUUUCUUCUUCUUCUUCUUGGUGUUUGAGUCAGCAACAACAUGCGCGUGUUUCAAACCCCCUUUCAUCAUUUCUUCACACCAAAACCAGCGGUGGCGGUGCAGCACUUCCUUCUUACAUGCGAGGAGCUGUGUAUUGGGAACCCAACAAGCCUCUCACCAUUGAAGAGUUCAACAUGCCUCGACCCAAGGCCGGGGAGCUUCUCAUCAAAACCAAGGCUUGUGGAGUUUGCCACUCUGAUUUGCAUGUUUUGAAAGGUGAAAUCCCUUUUUCAAGUCCAUGUGUUGUGGGUCAUGAGAUCACUGGUGAAGUUGUUGAACAUGGACCUCUCUCUGACCCCAAAAUUAUUGAAAGGCUUCCACUUGGAUCUCGAGUUGUUGGGUCCUUCAUCAUGCCUUGUGGCAACUGCUCCUAUUGUUCAAAGGGCCAUGAUGAUCUAUGUGAAGAUUUCUUUGCUUAUAAUCGUGCAAAAGGAACACUAUAUGAUGGUGAAACUCGAUUAUUUCUUAGAGGCAGUGGAAAACCAGUAUUUAUGUAUAGUAUGGGAGGGCUUGCAGAGUACUGUGUUGUGCCAGCAAAUGCUUUGUGUGUAUUACCGAAAGCAUUGCCAUAUAGUGAAUCUGCAAUUCUAGGAUGUGCUGUUUUUACUGCUUACGGUGCUAUGGCUCAUGCGGCUGAGGUGCGUCCUGGUGAUUCUGUUGCUGUUAUUGGAACUGGGGGUGUUGGUUCUAGUUGUUUGCAGAUAGCUAGAGCAUUUGGUGCCUCAGAUAUAAUUGCUGUGGAUGUUCAGGAUGAAAAGCUACAAAAAGCAAAGACAUUUGGUGCUACUCACACUAUAAAUUCCACAAAGGAAGAUCCCAUCCAAAAGAUCAUUGAAAUUACUGGUGGGAAGGGCGUUGAUGUUGCUGUGGAAGCCUUGGGAAAACCUCAGACAUUUGCCCAGUGCACACAGAGCGUGAAGGACGGAGGAAAAGCCGUGAUGAUUGGACUGGCACAAGCUGGUUCUGUGGGUGAGAUGGAUAUAAACCGGCUUGUUCGUAGAAAGAUACAAAUUAUAGGGUCGUAUGGAGGGAGAGCCAGGCAAGAUCUUCCAAAGUUAAUGAGAUUAGCAGAAUCAGGAAUAUUCAAUCUUGAGCAUGCUGUUUCUAGAAGAUACACCUUUGAGGAGGCAGCCAAAGCAUUCCAAGAUCUCAACCAAGGAAACAUUGUUGGUAGAGCUGUCAUAGAUAUAAACUAGUCCAAUGUUCCAAGCACUGUUGCAAGGUGUUGGGGUCCUGUGCUGUGUUAUGAUCUUGUGAUAAACAAAACUAAUUGCAGUCAGAUGACAUGCUCAAAUAAAAAGGGCCUAUUCUUUUAAUGCCA
This is a messenger RNA of Arachis stenosperma, 1664 nucleotides long. RefSeq lists its product as uncharacterized. The record is from RefSeq and is a predicted model, not a curated record. The transcript has 8 exons. NCBI's taxonomy places the organism in Eukaryota, Viridiplantae, Streptophyta, Magnoliopsida, Fabales, Fabaceae. The coding region runs from base 247 to 1539 and encodes 430 amino acids. Gene Ontology annotation, molecular function: zinc ion binding; oxidoreductase activity.